ACACGUUUUCGGCGGCGUUUGCGGCACCACGUUCCGGUUUCCAGUGAAUUAUAUCCACGGCAGUAGCUUCUCAAAAUGGGCCGGAAAGAUAAAAACAAAAAGAAAGGAAUGGGAGCGGAGAAAACCUCGAUGAAGACGGAUAAAAAGGCAAUCGCAAAGCAGAAGAAAUUGCUAAGCAAACUGGGCGAGGAGGACAUCGAAAACAUUGUCGCCAAGUAUGAGACAAAGGACACCAAGUCGUCGGAUCUGACCGAGAUCGUAUGCCCACCGCCGACGGCCCGCGUGAACGUGGGUAUCUGUGCGCAUCCAGCGGAUCGAGAGGAGAUAUAUUUGCACGGAGGAGAGUUCUACAAUGGCCAACAGACCACAAUCUACGGGGACUUUUACUCGUAUAACUUACCGAAGAAGGAGUGGAAAGUGCUACGAUCCUCGAUUUGCCCAGCACCGCGCAGUGGCCAUCAGAUGGUUUCGGUGGCUACGGAUGGAGGCCAGAUCUGGCUGUUUGGUGGAGAGUACGCUUCACCGUCGCAACUGCAGUUCUAUCACUACCGGGAUCUGUGGGUGUAUCGUAUGGCCAGCAAGCAGUGGGAGAAGUUGAACGCUUCGAACGGUCCAAGCGCACGAAGUGGCCACCGGAUGGUAGUGAGCAAGAAGAAGCUCUUCGUGUUUGGUGGAUUUCACGACAACAAUGCCUCAUAUCGGUACUUUAACGAUCUUUACGCCUUUUCUCUGGAGAGCUACAGCUGGACGAAAAUCGAAACAAGCGGCAGCGUGGCUCCUCCGGCCCGUUCUGGUUGCUGUAUGGUCCCGACGGGCGAUGGUAAAAUUCUGGUCUGGGGUGGCUACUCGAAGACGACGGUGAAAAAGGAGGUUGAUCGAGGUACGACACACACGGAUAUGUACGCCUUGGUGUCGAACGAUAAGGGUGAUGCGAAAGCACCAGCCGGUUCCACCAGCUACAAGUGGGUCAGCGUUAAGGCCAGUGGAAAGAAACCAGCCCCACGUAGCGGAAUGGCCGUCGCUAUGGCACAGAAUGGUAAAGCGUACGCAUUCGGAGGCGUGAUGGACACGGAGGAGGAUGAAGAGGAUGUAAGAGGUCUCUUUAGCAGUGAACUGCACGUACUGGAUACGGCGGCCACCACGUGGCGGAAAGUAGAAGUGGGCGCGAAGGCACGCAAACCAGAGAAAGGCAAUUCCAAGCCGAACCAGGAUGAACCGGAACCAGAAUCUGCUAAGGUGGUUUCAGAUGAUGGCAUAUUCACGAUGACGGUUGGAGGUGCCAGCAGUGGCCCCAGCAGUACAGCCAAGAGUGGCACCAACGAUCUGGAUCUCGGUGGGCCGUCUCCCCGUAUGAACGCCGCCAUUGCCGUGUGCAAAGGGCAACUGUACGUUUACGGAGGUCUUUUCGAAACUGGCUCGAGACAGUACACCCUAAGCGAUCUCUAUUCGCUUGAUUUACAUAAACUGGAUGCCUGGAAAACACUGAUCGCCAACUCUUUGAACUCCAGCGAAUGGCUUGGCUCGGACAGUGAAGGAGAAUCUUCAAGCGAUGAAAACGAUGACGACGACGACGAUGAUGAUGAUGAUGAUGACGAUGAUGACGACAGUUCAGAAGAUUCCUCAGAAAUGGACACGGAUUGAAAGAGAGGAGUGAAUGAAAAACAAACACUUACCAGUUAAAUAAACAACGGCGCGCUUCGUUUCUUCAGGCUUGCA
Molecule: messenger RNA, 1716 nt
Organism: Anopheles aquasalis
Lineage: Eukaryota; Metazoa; Arthropoda; Insecta; Diptera; Culicidae
Product: kelch domain-containing protein 4
Molecular function (GO): protein binding
Source: RefSeq, a predicted model, not a curated record